AUGGAAAGCUCGCUUCGGAACAUCCUCCAUUCCAACGAGCCAAGCUACGAUUCCUCGACGCUCCAUACAGGCCACUUGCCGGCGGCCGUCCAGCAGAACGGCGCCUUCAUCGGCAGCUUGGAGGCUGAAACCGCGCUGACUGAAUCCCGGAAACGUCCUGCCGCGCGGAAAUCAUCCUACCCCCGGAAGAGGGCCAUCCAGGCCUGCCAGAAAUGUCGAGUGCGUCGGACCAAAUGCAACAACGCACGGCCGUCGUGCUCCUCCUGUCUGUCCAUUGGUGCAGAAUGCACGUACUCUGAAGGAGACCAUUCAACCUUCGAUUCCGCGAGUCUGGCAAUCUUGGACAAGUUGAACACCCUCGAAGAGCUGUUGCGAGCAGGAAACGGCCAAGCCCAGAUCGCGGCAGCUGUCUCCAGCACGGUCGCGGACAGUCCUAGCCGGGGGGUCUUGUCCCGGCUGAAGUCGCUGAACUCGCCGAGCCUGGAACGGUCCAAGGAUGCCGCGCCUUGUCAUAUGAACAUCGAAGGCGUCUUGUCCUGGUCUGUGUUCGACGAUGUGAGCCCCAAUCUGGAUCUGAAAGGACUCCUCAACUCGAGCCAUGGCGCCAACCAGAAUCUGUCCAUGGCCGCCGAGUUCGAUGAGCAGGUGGCCGAGGAGGAACUGGUUGCCCAUUUCAUGAACAACGUCUUCAUCUACAACCCGGUGCUCGAGGAGGCCAAAAUUCAACGUUACAUGCGUGAUGCCCGGUUCAAUGGGAUCGGGUGGGAUGCACAGUCGUGUCUGCUGCUUUUGAUCUACGCUCACGGAUCCAUUGGCCCAUUUGACGCAGGUCCUCAACAGGAUGCCUCGUCGUUUCGCGCGUCUCCUCAAUUCCGGCAGGCAGAGUCAUACUUCUCGGCGGCGCAGAAACGGAUGGGCCAUCUGCUAUGCCGCACAGGUGUUUUGGAAGCACAAUGCUUUUUCCUGGCCGGCGUGUACUUGAUGGCAACCUUGCGCCCGAUGGAGGCAUGGAAGAUGUUUGUCCAGGCACUCGCCUGCUGUCAGGCAUUCUAUACGGAGAAGGAGUCUCCCGAGGUGGACAGGGAAGGCGAGCAACGGCUGCGCGAAAGCAUCUACUGGACUUGCUUCAAGUCCGAGCUGGAGCUGCGCCUCGAACUCAACGUUUCGGAGACGUCGAUCUGGGAUUUGACCUACCCUGCCUUCUUCCCUUCGCCUCCAGAGGGCCUUCGAUCCCAAAGAGAAAUUGUAUGGUAUUUUUAUCUCGCCGAAAUUGCCCUUCGGCGGCUCGGCAACAGGAUCCUCAAUUUCAUCUACGACAGCAAGGCCACAAGCUCAUUGUCCAAUGCCGCCGAGUCCACGCUGGGCUUUGAACAACAAGCUUCAGACUGGAUCCGGUCCUUGCCUCAGGCACUGGAACUCGAUGUACCAUCUGUGGGGGAAGAGAGCGAGUUGCACCAGUCGCUCAAGUUCAUCCUGAAGGGUCACCUGCUCGAUUGCUACGAGAUGAUGUACUGGCCUUUCAUCGUCUCCGCGGUGAACUAUGACACGCCGGAGCGGACGCCUACGAUCUCCAGUGACUCGAUGGACGCCUUUGUCCACAAAGCCCUGGUUGUCUGUGUGGAAAGGAUCGAGAAGAACGAGCAGGGAUUCUUCUACCGCCACCAUGGCACCUGGCUGAUGUUAAGGUCUUGCACACGGAGUGCAUUUGUCCUUCUCGGAGCGGCCAGGCGGGAGAAAUUGACACUGCUCAUGCCAGAUCGGUGGCGGCAGGCUGUGGAAAAGGUCAUGGAGAUGUUGAGGUACUGGAGGCGAGAGAGCCGGGAUGUUGAAGACAGACUGCGGCUUGUUGAGACGUUGCUGGCAGGCCUGUCAUUCACCGAUCCACGUGUUCUGAACAAGGUGGACACGUUUUCCUCAUCGGGGCCAUUGUCAUGA
This is a messenger RNA of Cladophialophora carrionii CBS 160.54, 1935 nucleotides long. RefSeq lists its product as uncharacterized. The coding region runs from base 1 to 1935 and encodes 644 amino acids. The record is from RefSeq and is a predicted model, not a curated record. NCBI's taxonomy places the organism in Eukaryota, Fungi, Ascomycota, Eurotiomycetes, Chaetothyriales, Herpotrichiellaceae. Gene Ontology annotation, biological process: regulation of DNA-templated transcription. Gene Ontology annotation, molecular function: zinc ion binding; DNA-binding transcription factor activity, RNA polymerase II-specific. The transcript is spliced from 4 exons.